Messenger RNA from Oncorhynchus mykiss (rainbow trout), 4473 nucleotides. RefSeq names its product gamma-aminobutyric acid receptor subunit rho-2-like. Gene Ontology annotation, cellular component: membrane. Gene Ontology annotation, biological process: monoatomic ion transmembrane transport. Lineage: Eukaryota; Metazoa; Chordata; Actinopteri; Salmoniformes; Salmonidae. Gene Ontology annotation, molecular function: extracellular ligand-gated monoatomic ion channel activity; GABA-A receptor activity. The record is from RefSeq and is a predicted model, not a curated record.
CUGCGCGCAUCGAAACAACUGUGUAGUUGCUAACCAAUGACAAUCGGAGGAAAUCUUUCGGAGUAUAGAUUCCCAAGCAGCCGUAUUUAUACACAACCUACACAUCAUCAAACCCUUUUGCAAUGCCUGUCAGAACGCUUGGUUGUCCGUGAGCGAGAAGAUGCGUUGGUAUUCAAAGCCGUAUACCUGUAGGACAAGUCAUGGACUGAACGGGCUUUUGGACUCACUUGUGGAAUUUUAUGCUUGCCCGUGGCACGAUGCCUUAUCUGACUAAACCGCUGUUUUUACUCUUCUGUUUGGUCGUCACCGGGGAAUGCCGUAGGCUUGGACACCGAGUACGGAGAUGGACGGAAACCGUGGAGACGGCAAAGCAUGGACCAGAGACCACAAAGCAUGGCCCUUCCUUGACAAAGAAACCUCCAGAUGUGACCAAGAAUCGCAAGCUGAAGACAGAGCAGCUUCUGAAAGUAGAUGAUCAUGAUUUCACCAUGAGGCCGGCAUUUGGAGGCCCUGCUAUCCCAGUCGGAGUGGACGUACAGGUGGAGAGCCUGGAUAGCAUCUCAGAAGUCGACAUGGACUUCACCAUGACCCUGUACCUGAGACACUAUUGGAAGGACGAGCGUCUGUCCUUCACCAGCUCCACCAAUAAGAGCAUGACAUUUGACGGGCGUCUGGUCAAGAAGAUCUGGGUGCCCGAUGUGUUCUUCGUCCACUCCAAGAGAUCCUUCAUCCAUGACACCACCACAGUCAACAUCAUGCUCAGGGUCUUUCCCGACGGACACGUUCUGUACAGCCUGAGGGUGACAGUGACAGCAGCCUGUAACAUGGACUUCAGCCGCUUCCCUUUGGACACCCAGUCCUGCUCCCUGGAGCUAGAGAGCUAUGCAUAUACGGAUGAGGACCUGAUGCUGUACUGGAAGAGUGGGGAUGAGUCCUUGAGUACGGAUGACCGUAUCUCCUUGUCUCAGUUCCUCAUCCAGAAGUUCCACACCACAUCUCGGCUGGCCUUCUACAGCAGUACUGGCUGGUACAACCGUCUGUACAUCAACUUCACCCUGCGGAGACACAUCUUCUUCUUCCUGCUUCAGACCUACUUCCCGGCUACCCUCAUGGUUAUGCUGUCUUGGGUGUCCUUCUGGAUCGACCGCAGGGCCGUCCCAGCUCGUGUCUCCCUGGGUAUCACUACAGUGCUCACCAUGUCCACCAUCAUCACUGGAGUCAACGCCUCCAUGCCCAGAGUAUCCUACAUCAAAGCAGUGGACAUCUACCUGUGGGUCAGCUUCGUGUUUGUCUUCCUGUCUGUCCUGGAGUACGCUGCUGUCAACUACUUGUCCACUGCACAGGACCGCAGGGAACGCAAGAUGAGAGACGAGAUGAGGGAAAGGGCCAGGUCACAGUCGCUGCCCUGCACCUGUGGCAUGUCCCAGACCAGGACCAUGCUAUUAGACGGGACCUACAGCGAGGCGGACACUAACAGCCUGGCCGGCUACACCUCAGGAACUAUGGGGCCCGAGGAGGACAUGGAUAUGCCCCGCGACAUGAUGACUGAGAAGCAGCCUCCUGGAGAACAUACAGUGGUCCACCUGUCUGCCAGCAGCGAGUCAACGACAACCAAGAAGAAAGGCAUCAGGGCCCUCAAUAUUAUCCAGAAUACACACACCAUCGACAAGUACUCCAGGAUGUUAUUCCCUGGCUCCUAUAUCCUAUUCAACAUAAUCUACUGGUGUUCAUACUGUUUAGGAGCGUAGGGUCUACUGUUUAGGAGCGUAGGGUCUACUGUUUAGGAGCGUAGAGUCUACUGUUUAGGAGCGUAGGGCCUACUGUUUAGGAGCGUAGAGUCUACUGUUUAGGAGCGUAGGGUCUACUGUUUAGGAGCGUAGGGUCUACUGUUUAGGAGCGUAGAGUCUACUGUUUAGGAGCGUAGGGUCUACUGUUUAGGAGCGUAGGGUCUACUGUUUAGGAGCGUAGGGUCUACUGUUUAGGAGCGUAGAGUCUACUGUUUAGGAGAGUAGAGUCUACUGUUUAGGAGCGUAGAGUCUACUGUUUAGGAGAGUAGAGUCUACUGUUUAGGAGCGUAGGGUCUACUGUUUAGGAGCGUAGGGUCUACUGUUUAGGAGCGUAGGGUCUACUGUUUAGGAGCGUAGGGUCUACUGUUUAGGAGCGUAGGGUCUACUGUUUAGGAGCGUAGAGUCUACUGUUUAGGAGCGUAGGGUCUACUGUUUAGGAGCGUAGGGUCUACUGUUUAGGAGCGUAGGAUCUACUGUUUAGGAGCGUAGAGUCUAAUGUUUAGGAGCGUAGGGUCUACUGUUUAGGAGCGUAGGGUCUACUGUUUAGGAGCGUAGGGUCUAAUGUUUAGGAGCGUAGGAUCGAAUGUUUAGGAGCGUAGAGUCUAAUGUUUAGGAGCGCAGAGUCUACUGUUUAGGAGCGUAGGAUCGAAUGUUUAGGAGCGUAGGGUCUAAUGUUUAGGAGCGUGGAGUCUACUGUUUAGGAGCGUAGGGUCUAAUGUUUAGGAGCGUAGGAUCGAAUGUUUAGGAGCGUAGAGUCUAAUGUUUAGGAGCGCAGAGUCUACUGUUUAGGAGCGUAGGAUCGAAUGUUUAGGAGCGUAGGGUCUAAUGUUUAGGAGCGUAGAGUCUACUGUUUAGGAGCGUAGGGUCUCUUGUUUAGUAGCGUAGGGUCUAAUGUUUAGGAGCGUAGGAUCUAAUGUUUAGGAGCGUAGGGUCUAAUGUUUAGGAGCGUAGGGUCUCUUGUUUAGGAGCGUAGGGGCUAAUGUUUAGGAGCGUAGGGUCUACUGUUUAGGAGCGUAGGGUCUACUGUUUAGGAGCGUAGAGUCUACUGUUUAGGAGCGUAGAGUCUACUGUUUAGGAGCGUAGGGUCUACUGUUUAGGAGCGUAGAGUCUACUGUUUAGGAGCGUAGGGUCUACUGUUUAGGAGCGUAGGGUCUACUGUUUAGGAGCGUAGGGUCUACUGUUUAGGAGCGUAGAGUCUACUGUUUAGGAGCGUAGGGUCUACUGUUUAGGAGCGUAGGGUCUACUGUUUAGGAGCGUAGGAUCUACUGUUUAGGAGCGUAGAGUCUAAUGUUUAGGAGCGUAGGGUCUACUGUUUAGGAGCGUAGGGUCUACUGUUUAGGAGCGUAGAGUCUACUGUUUAGGAGCGUAGGGUCUACUGUUUAGGAGCGUAGGGUCUACUGUUUAGGAGCGUAGGGUCUACUGUUUAGGAGCGUAGAGUCUACUGUUUAGGAGCGUAGGGUCUACUGUUUAGGAGCGUAGGGUCUACUGUUUAGGAGCGUAGGAUCUACUGUUUAGGAGCGUAGAGUCUAAUGUUUAGGAGCGUAGGAUCAAAUGUUUAGGAGCGUAGGGUCUAAUGUUUAGGAGCGUAGAGUCUACUGUUUAGGAGCGUAGGGUCUAAUGUUUAGGAGCGUAGGAUCGAAUGUUUAGGAGCGUAGAGUCUAAUGUUUAGGAGCGCAGAGUCUACUGUUUAGGAGCGUAGGAUCGAAUGUUUAGGAGCGUAGGGUCUAAUGUUUAGGAGCGUAGAGUCUACUGUUUAGGAGCGUAGGGUCUAAUGUUUAGGAGCGUAGGAUCGAAUGUUUAGGAGCGUAGAGUCUAAUGUUUAGGAGCGCAGAGUCUACUGUUUAGGAGCGUAGGAUCGAAUGUUUAGGAGCGUAGGGUCUAAUGUUUAGGAGCGUAGAGUCUACUGUUUAGGAGCGUAGGGUCUCUUGUUUAGUAGCGUAGGGUCUAAUGUUUAGGAGCGUAGGAUCUAAUGUUUAGGAGCGUAGGGUCUAAUGUUUAGGAGCGUAGGGUCUCUUGUUUAGGAGCGUAGGGUCUAAUGUUUAGGAGCGUAGGGUCUAAUGUUUAGGAGCGUAGGGUCUAAUGUUUAGGAGCGUAGGGUCUAAUGUUUAGGCGCAGUAUUGGCCCUGGUCAAUUGUAGUGCACUAUCUAGGAAAUAGGGUGCCAUUUGGGAUGCAUCCUAUGUUCAUCAAAUGAAUGUGUUUAACACACUCAUCAAGGACAAGAGAGGCUGCAGUUGGUGUUUACAUGGACAUUUGGUACUAAUGGCUAAUAUUUAGGAUGGACUUUUGACUGCGGCACUGGCCUAUAUGAGACUGAUCUAUCCUGAAAAAAUAUAUAAAUGCAACAUGCAACAAUUUCAAUAAUUUUACUGAGUUACAGAAAUCAACCAAUUGAAAUUAAUUUCUUAUGUCCUAAUCUAUGGAUUUCACAUGACUGGGCAGGGGCACAGCCAUGGGUGGGCCUGGGAGGGCAUAGGCACACCCACUGGGGAGCCAGGCCCAGCCAAUCAGAAUGAGUUUUUCUCCACAAAAGGGCUUUAUUACUGAUAUAAAUAUUCCUCAGUCCCAUCAGCUGCCUGGGUGGCUGGUCUCAGAUGAAGAAGUUGGAUGUGGAGGUCUUGGGCUGGCGUGGUUACACGUGGUCUGCGUUUGUGAGGCCAGUUGGACGUACUGCCAAAUUCUCUAAA